AUGGAUUUUCACCAUAUGAUAUGGAAAAUAAGAAAAUCUACCGACAUAAUCAGAAGAAAAAGCAAAGAACUCAAAAACAUUUUUGAACUACUAGCCUCUACGGGCGCAGAAAGCGCAUGCGCAGGACAUGAAUCCAAAAUGGCGGACGGAGCAGACGAGGUAAGUUUAUUAUAUGUCGAUAAAACUCCUGGAAGAAGUCACUCGCUUCAUGGUUCAUAAAUGGUUCUAAAAUAAAAUUAAAUAAUAUAUAUAUUUUUUUCAAAAAAUAUUAGGAGGAAGAGGUGUUUGAAAUAACAGAUUUUACGACUUCUUCCGAAUGGGAAAGGUAGGCUUUUUGACUGAUUAUGAGAUUGAAUUAGCCUAAUAUUUUGUAAAUAUAUAUUUUAAUUUUUAAAUGAAAAUUUAGCGGUUGAAUAGAAAAAUGAUGAUCGCGUCUCUUUCAUUACUUAUCAGAUCCGUUCAGUUGCAGUCUACACAUGAUAAGCUAGCCUAAUUAUUAGCCAGGAUCAAAGUUAUUAAUUUAUCUAUUUGUUGAUUUAUUUUAUCUUAAAAUUAUAAUAGCCAAGAUUGAUAUAAAUUUUUCAUAAUUCUCAAAUUAUUAUAUUAAAUAUUUAUGAACAACUAUUUAUUAAUUAUUUUUGAAUCAAAGUGAAAGCAAAGAUAUUGAUUGGUGGAAAUGGAUUCAUGUUUUGUUUUGAUAAUCACCCAUAUGUAGAAGCAAACAAUUGAAAACCAAUGAGGGAAGGGUGAAGUGUCUAUGCUCAUGUAUGCAGCUAGUAAAGCCCAUAUGUUGGUCAACAAGGGGUGUUAGAAAAACUAAGUCUUUGGAGACUUACAUCUCAGUCCUCCUAAAAUCUCGGGCCCUUAUGUGUGUUGAAAACUCAUGUAACAAUGUCACGAUAGCCUCUACAGGCUUGUGCAGCACAGUGAGACCUGAUGUAUCCGGAAUGUUUGCACACGUGUUAUGUUAUGUAUUUUUGCAAUGGUCAAUGUACAGUUACCUUAAAGUUGUUUUGAAUAUGAAAGAGAUCUUUGUAGUAAUGAACACUACUUGAGCAGUAGUGAAAAUAAGGCCUGAAAAAUAUUCAGGCCUGCAAAGAUCUCUUUCGUAUUCACGCCUUUAUCCGCAGGUCACAUAUAUGACUUUCAUAUAUUCACAGUUAUUUAUUCACCACUUCACGGCUUUAUUUGGAACCAACAUGAUGACCAGCUCCCAGUUGGCUUGUUAGCUCAGUUAGUAGAGCACUGCACCAGUAUUGCAGAGGUCAUGGGUUUAAAUCCCAUACAGGCCUGAAUUUUUUUUCAGGCCUUAAUUUUCACAACUGCUCAAGUAGUGUUCAUUACUGUGAAGAUCUCUUUCAUAUUCAUGCCUUUAUCUGCAGUUCAAAUAUAUGACUUUCAUAUAUUCACAGUUGUUAAAAUUGUUUUGUUAUCUGACUACAUUGCAACUCAGUCCCCCAAAAACUCAGGGAUCAGUGUCAUCAUCUGAGUAACUGUGCACCUACCCCUCCCCUAACCCAACCUUAACCCUAAUGUGUUAUCAAUUGGCUGUUGUUGGGUUAAGGGAGGGGUAGGUGUGCAGGUAUCUGGGGCCUGGGUUUUUUUGAGAGUCUAAGGUGAGUUUUUUCUAGGUCUGAGUUUUCACAAGAUGUGGUCAGUUAUAUGAAGAUUAUAAAAUUAAAGGCCUGUUGGCCCAUACUUCCUGUAGCAUAUCCCAGGUUCUUCAUUCUUUAGGAACUUAUGUGUGUCCCUGGUUUUGGAUAGGAUUCAAGUCUUAUGCAUCAACCCCUUGAAAUAUGGCUGCCUAGAAAGUUGGCUACUUCCAGAAAUUGAAGGGAGGCUUGUGGAAAGAACACAACACAAUUAUCCAAGCAGACAUUAUGAUCAUCCAGUAGUAACAUGACCACCCCACUUACCUCAGGGUUACCAUUUCCUCUAUAAAAAUUUUAAUCAAUGGUUUAGGGGAGACAUGUGGGAGACAUGUGGGAGACAUGUGAGAGACAUGUGGGAGACAUGUGGGAGACAUGUGGGAGACAUGUGGGAGACAUGUGGGAGCCAAAUUAUAAUCACAUUAGACUCAAGGUCAUGAGGUGUAGGUUUAAGACUCGACCAAGUCAUUGUGUUGUGUUCUUGAGUAAGACUCUCAUUCUACUCUCACUUUCCUCACAGAGUACCACUCUCCACCUAAGAGUAUAAAUGGGUGGAGGUGGACUGUUAGGGAAGCCAGGGGAGGGGUGAGAGGGGAUAAUUAGUCUAUUGUAGAUAAUAACAUGCUUUUGAGUGCAAUUUGGUGUCAAUAAGCACAAGUAAAUUUUUAAAAGAGUGGGCGAGUACAAUUUGUAGCCUCAGAAAAUUUACAAGUGCUUAUUACACCAAGUUUCAAGAGAAAUUAUGUAAUUCCUUGUUAAUGAUAAACAUGGAAAAAAACAUCACAGAAAAGGAAGAAGAAAAACAAAAUUUUGAAAGCAUUUGAAUGCCAUUUUUAAUUUGCACUUGUGUUACAACUUUGCACUCAUAUUACAACCUUGCACUUGUGUUACAUGAGAAUGCACUCAAUUUCAACCAAUCAGGGCACUUAAUUUUUUCAUGUAAAUAAUUGUUGCUAAAAUACUCCCUUCAGUGGCACAAAGAUUUAACUUUUCUUGCAUGUGAUGAAACUUGAAAUUUAAGUUUAUGUGCUUUUUUUUUAAUAUAAUUUGCCAGAAAAAAGUGUAAUAUGCAAGUUAAAAUGAUUGUAUUAUUCAUUUAGCUUAGAUAAUACUUCCUAUGGAUGUGAAUCUUUUUUACUGAUUACAGGUUUGCUGCAAGACUAGAACAGCUUCUUAUUGAAUGGAAAUUGGAUGACACAAACAAGAGAACAUCUUCUUCAAAGGUAUUCUUAGAUUGGUUACUUGUUAAAACACUUUGGUAAAAAGUUGUUGAGCUCUUCCAUCAGAAAUUAUUUCUCUGGAAUUUUAAUCAAUGAAAAUUUAUUCAAUUACUUUCCAUGAAAUGCAAAAUAGGGUUCAUUGUAAUGUCUUCGAGUGAGUUUAUCAAUCAUUCAUGUGUAGGUUUUAAUUUUUUUUUUUUUUCUUCAACAGGGAAAAGGAAUAUCUGGGAAUUUUGAAAAGAGUAAACUGAAUCCUAUUCCAAGUAAAAAGGAUAAUUCAGAGGUAAGUUGUAAACAUUCAUUUGACAAAUUUUGAUUAACCCUUUUAUUCCCAGAAGUGAUCAACGUGAAACUUCUCCUUGUAAUUUCCUUACAUUAUCCAGCAAACAGGUAAUGAGAAUAUUCAAACUUAUCAGGUAGAAGUUGUUGUCUUGAUCUAACACCAAAUUCUCAUAACUAAUUUACAAGAAAAUGUGUGACAGGGAGAGGGGAGAGUUAACAAUCAAAUCUUGGGAGUUAAAGGGUUAAUGGUUUGAACCCAGGAGUAACAGUUGAUCGUAUAUUCUUAUUGUCUGUUGAGAGUAGUCCUGAAAAAAAAAAGGAAUGUUGUUGAUGAUAGAGACCGAUCAAAAGUUUUUGAAAAUGUAAGAGAUAAGUUACCCAUCAUCUGAAUCACACAAGAACCCUUGAUUAAUUCUACUGAGUGCUAAUGGACUCAAAAACUAUCCUGGCAAGUAAAUCCUCACUUGACUCUGAUGAUGACUUUUGCUCUGGUUGUUGAAACAUCAGUGAGUGCCUUUUACUGACAACAGUCUUUUCCAGGACUACUCUCUAAUGGAUGAUGAGACUAAGGUUGUAGCUCACGAGAAAUUUAACUUAUCAGUAAUUCUUCUUUGUUUUAUUUUUCUGUUAAUUCCAGCAACAAGAGGGAUCUUGGGGUGUGGUGUCAGAUAAAAUAGCCUUUGGAAAUUUCAAUUUUAAUGUGGCAUACCAUCGCUUGAGGACUAGGAGGCCAAGAAGGAAUGGAACAAAGCAAACGGAUGGUGAGGGUCAAUGACCCAGAGUGGUCCCCUUUGCACCGGCUUACUAGUAGUUGUUUGUGUGCUGAUAUUCAGAUUGAAAUCUAUGGGGUUGUGUUCCUGGGGUAGGACUUGUGACUUUCAAAGUACUUCUCUCCUCCGAGGAGUAUAAAUUUAUUCCAGCCACAGAUCAAAGGAAACUUACCAAAUCCUGAAGAGUAACCCCAGGAGAGACUGGAAUCUUGUCCGGGCUGGGAGGGGGAGGGGAUAACAUUAGUCCUAAUCACUUGUUAAGAACUGAAUCCAGGACAAGCCUUAGUGGAGGGGGGGUCAGGUUAUAAAUGUGACUUUGCCUUAAACACUUCCCUUUUAAGAAGACUUAAAGGCUACAGUUUUUUUAUUCUUUUCUACAGCGUUAUCCAGAAACACCAUCUAGUAGCUGCCUUUUUUUUCUGGCUUCUAGUUUCUGAAGCACUGGCUACUGUUAUCACACAAGGCACUAAUAUACCUGAUUUGAUCUGAAAUAAAUUUUAAUGUUUGUUGACCAUUGUUUUUUUUUUUUUUACUGCUGGCUAUUAAGAACUCUAACCAUAGAACCACAAGAACCAUUAGCACAAAGGUGCCUGAAGCAACAUUCUGUUCAUGUUUCAGAUUUUGAAGAUGGUUUACCAGAUGCUAUGAUGGAAAUGUUUGAUAUGGAAUUUGAUUUUCCACCAAGAACUCACUGUCUUAGCAGGUGGUAAGUGAAAGAUCAAGAAUAAAUAUGCCAUGACUUUAAAAGCUAUUUUUUCAUUAUAAAGAAGGGGUAAGUUUCUUAAGAAACUGUGGUGUUGUGUCAGUGGAGGGGUAAUAACAAGAUGAUUUGGUUUUAUUAGCUGUUUUGAUAAUGUAAAUUGGCCAUCGUAAAGAGUUUCUACGCUGACGUCUCGAGCGUUAGCUCUUUGUCAAAGCCCCUUAUCAUUACCUUUUAAUUUGUCUGGUUGUUAAUUUUUACAAAUAGUAGACUAAUUUAUUUUAAUGUUGGGAUUGAAAAAGUGAUCAUCCUUUCACGAGUUUAGUUCCUUUGUGUUCUUUUACUGAAAGGGAAGCUAACCCUUUGACCCCUGAGAGUGAUUAGCAUCUAAUUUCUCCUUAUAAUAUCACCCUGAAUCAAACAUUAAGGUCACAAGAAUAAUGGAAAUGAUCACCACCUGAAGAAGCUCUUGAUUGUCAAACAAAUUCUCCUUGUCAACAUCUUAGGAAAUGUAUAGAGAACACUGUAGAGAAUAUACAUACUGAUGAAGAGGUGUAAAGGGUUAAGAGAGAAAAACAACUCAGAAAUCUCAGUAUCUCCGUUGUUAAAAAGUUAAAAUAAAACUUAACGUCUCACUGUGUUCUCAAAUUUUGAACGUCCAACUCACAGUGUGAAAAUCAUCUUCAAAUGUAUUAUAAAACUUGCUGUGUUGAAAGUAAAUUCCCCACAUAGUGGCACAUCCAAAUUCAUAACAUGCAGUUUACAAACAGUUGCUUCUAUGGUUGGUUCCAAAAUCAUGAACUGAUUUAAAAAUGCAUUGUUGUGUAGCUUGUUAUUUUUCAAACAGAUCAUUAAGAUCACAUUCAAACUGCCAGUCACUUGAGUGGAAUUUUUUAUGAAUUUGCAAAAAACUUUUUCAAUUGGAUAGGUCACUCUUUGGAGUCUUAAAAUGUGGCCAGUGUCUUCAUUUCAUGAAAUGAUUAUGCAGUUAAAGGCAGUGGUGAAAAGUAAAUGGUGUUAGGAGCAUACUUGUGUUUUAAGUUUUCAAUUCUGUUCUGGUUAGGUAUGGCUUGAAGGAAUUUAUUGUCAUCAGCCCAGCUGAGGAGGCUGAAGUUGUGGACAGUGAAUCCAAGUGUCAUCUUCUUCUUAGUUCCAUUGGGAUUGCUGCUACAAACUCUAAAUGGUACAAAAAUUCUAUUUUGUAAUAUUUUUCUUAUCUUACCAUGGAAAGAACUGCAUCCUUUAAGCUAGGAACUGCCAUGAUUUUGUGGGUUUAGUCAGCUCUUAUUUGCUGAAUUCAUCAUAGUAUCAAAGAUCCCUCCUACCCAAACUCAAAACUUUUCUCCUGAACCAGUCAAAAUUGCCCUCUUAUGUCCAAAUAUUUUGUAGACAAGAAAUAUUUUUUUCUAAGUUUCUUAACCUUGUUUUCCCACAUCCUCAAUUUUUUCUCUUUGUCUUUCUCUCCUUCAAUCCUCCAUCUGUUCAGUGAUCCAUGUGUUUGUCUAUCUGUCUGUCUGUCUGUCUGACAUCAGCCUGUCCCAUGCAUCUUUCCUUCCCUCACUUUUCUUUUCCCCUCCUCCGUCUUUGUCCUUUCCCUCUAUCCUUCCAAUUUCUCUAUCUGUCAGCAAGUAUAUUCCUGUGAUUUCUGGUUGUUCAUGCAUUUGUUCAUCCGUCAUUCUUCCUUCCUUCCAUUCAUUGUUCUUUCUCUCCCUUGCAGUACAAUUCCCAUGUUUGCUCAUGUUCGUCAACGAUGGAGAAAAAUUUACUAUGGUCUCUGCAUUGGAGGUGGAUUUCGCACAAUGUAUGAGAUAGCACACUUGCGUCAUGUUCCAACACAGUACAGACAUCUUGCUGGACUCCUUGAAAUAUUUAAAGACAAAUUGGUAGGAUAGUUUAAACUUCUUUAAUACUUUUCAUUUACUAGCUAGUUGAUAUCCAAAGCCCAAGUGGGGUUAGUUCUGCACAUCAGGGUUGUUUCACUUUGAUCAAGCACUGAUUUAGGAGUCAGGUAAAGAGAAAAAAACAGUCACGGAAAGAGGUUUGGUGUAGAUUUGUGUGUAGGAGAGCCUUUAGGGGAACUUGGGAGAAGCUGAAGGUGACAGGAAUGGGUUUGGGGAUGUCUCUAUGGCUUGGAAGCCAUCCAAGGAAAGAAGAUGUAGUUAGUUCUACUCACUCAGUCAUUGCAGUGGACAGUUGUUUGUCACCAAUUUUAUUGCCCAGGUAAACUGUAUGAAACGACUCCACUGAGGUUUCCUUUCCGCAUGGAAGGCUUUUAUCUUGAUUCAGAUCAUAUCAUAAUGAUACGAUUAUUGCAUUAUUUUGUUGCUCAACCAGGCAUGCCCUCUACAGCCAAUACCACCUGUCACUUUAACUGUUCGCUUUACGUACGUUCUGGAUGAAUGGACAGAUUAUUCUUGGCCUCAGGAGCCACCAGAUCUUUCAUCGUGUCUGGAAUGUAAAGUGGGAGUCAAUGAUUUGGGAAUUUUACCAUUUGGUGCCUGUCAGGAUCCGGUCAGGUGAUGAAAAUUUAAUGUAAUAGCCAUUUAGUAUGGGGGGUACGUUUCUGAAGAAACUGUGGUGUUGCGUCGAUGUGAGAGUAUAUCAGGGUAAUUAAGUAUCGUCAACUUAGGUGAUAACGUAAACUGGCCACCAUAAAGAGUUUCAAAGCUAGCACUUCGAGCGUUAGCCCUUCGUUAGUCCUUCGUCAGCCCUUCGUCAUUCGCUAUGACAAAGGGCUAACGCUCGAAGUCUCAGCUUUUAAACUCUUUACGGAGGCCAAUUUACGUUAUCAACCCAGUAGAUAAUGAAGAAAUGUAAAAUGGUUUCCGUGUUUACAUCAGGCUAUGUAAACACGGAAACCAUUUUACAUUUCUUUUAUAAAAUAACUAAUGAAAGAGGAACGAAAACCGUGUUUACAUACGCUUAUGUAAAAUGGUUUUAUGGCCAAUCAGAGCGCGCGCACUAUUUGAAUUAUUUUAUAAUACUAAUUACCCAGUCGUUGAGAACCUUCUGUAAUUUAUGCUGUGCAUGUUAAAGAUAAAAAGAGUGCAAAGCUGCAGUGAGGGCCUCUGUCUUAUUCUUGUGGGGUGCUUUACCUGUCUGUGUGGCCCUCAGAGCUGCGGUCUUUCAAGGGUCACAAACCCAUUCUGAAAAGAUCGAAGGGUGGUGACCAGACAGAGACUGAUUUCCUGACCCUCCAGAUUGGAUUUAGAGCCCCCCUUAAAAUUUUGUGGCUAUUACAGAAAUCUACCAGCGUAUGUGCUUAUUGGUGACAUGAGAAGUGAUUGUAAGGACAAGAGGUAAAAAAGAAAGGCAUUCUGUUGGAAUUAAGCUUAUGAAUGACUUUUUUUAAAUUUUUUUUCAUCAGGGAGCUUCAUCUUUCCACAACAUGGCCCUGUCUCUCUGAAGAGGUCAUUGUUGAUAAUUCUGUUUACUCGUAAGUUUUCUGUCUGUUUACUCAUAAGUUUUCUGUUUUCUCGAGAUAUUUUGUCUAAAUACAAUUCUGUUGUUACCUGCUCAAUUGCAAACUACAACUGCUCUAUAUUUACUGGCAGCCUUAUGCACAAGAUUCGUGUAUUUAAACAGGAAGUAAGGGUGAGAUCUUGACCUGACCUGGAUGUAUGAAAUAUUACUUUGCAGUGAUCUGGAGCCAUGUCACGCCCCACAGUGGUGUGUCAGAGCAAGAAUGAAUGACAACCCCCAGUGUUUGUUAGGUUUGUACCACUUUACGUGAAGAGUCUGUGUAAGGCGUCGAUCAAUUUAAAGCUUCAAUAUCCCAACCCCCUGCCAGGCUGGGCAUUUGAAUAUGAGAACUUUGGUUUGUUCAAAUUCCUGCUCUCUACCCUCCCCCCCCCACCAACUUUUUUGGUAGAGUUAAAAGAUUCUUCUGACAAACAACCUUCACAGGUGCUGACGAAUUAACUGUCAUUUUUGCAACAUCAUAAAUAAAAGUUUUCCUCAACGUGAACCUACAAAAACUAUCUCCAAAAAGAAAGAUAUAAAAGAUUGUCCUCAUCCACUUAUAUGUUAGAUCAUGCCACGCGCUCAAUUUUACUCUUUGGUUGAAGCCAGCAACUUUUAAUUAAUCAGUCAAUCACUUUAAGGUAGCUCAGACAUCUAUGACACGAGAACACCAUUCAGUACAGUCCUGCUUGAGGCUUGAAAAGUCGUCUGGGAUGCAUCCAAUGGCUGCACAAAGUUGUUUGAUUUAAAUGUCUGUAAAGUGACCCACCAUGAUGCAGCCAUACCUAUUUCAAUGCGCUAAGUAUUGAUAGUUACUUUGGAUCACAGAACUCAAUGAUUUCUCCCGAAAUAAUGGGUUUAACUAAGGGUUUACUUAUUUUUAGGUGAAUAUCUUGGAGGUUACUUGACGCUUUGUCAUCGACAAGAGUCUACAAUGCAGCUGCUGAACAAAACUGUCGUGGACUCUGACAGUGAGUAAUAUUAUAUAACUGAAGGUGCCCGUGGGAAACAUAAAGCGAAUCCUGUGUUCUGAUUGUCCACCCGAGCGGGCAAGAUGAGCCCAUCAUGCCCGCUUGGCUUUAUGAUGAAUCCUUUAUUGACCAAGUUCGUUCGGUCAAAAUGGGUGGAUAUUGGAGUAAUUUAGUAUUAUUCAACUGAGUUGAUAACGUAAAUUGGCCACCGUAAAGAGUUUAAAAGCUGACGUUUCGAGCGUUAGCCCUUCGUGAGAGCGAUUGGAUGAAUUGUGGUUUGGGUGUGGGUUUAGAUGCAGAAAAAAGUGGAUGCAAGCCUUGGUUUUUUUUCUGGACUUUGACUUUGUCUUGGUCCAUAACAACGCAAAAAAGAACUCGGCCAAUAUCCAACCUCAUGCUCGGGAACAUAUAUUUAGCUCCCAGUGUUGUUGGCUUGUAACUUUUUGUUUUAUCGUCUACACAUAUUAACAUUUUAAAUUCUUAAAAGUAACCCAGGAUUGAAAAUCCAUUUGAAUCUUCUGCAUCAUUAUCCAUUCGUGUUUCUUCUUACUUCGCACUCGCCUUAUUGGUGUUUUUCUAUCCCGUUAUACUGAUAUUUUUUAGUGUCCUUCACCAAAAGAUAAUUCUGCACGUUGCAAAUAACGCUUCGAAAUAUCUUGACGUUCUACUCUCUCAUGAAGAAACUCCUACAUCCAUUAUCAACCCCGUUCCCAGUUUCCCCUCUCUGCGCCUCCUAGAGACGAGGCUGCUCCUCUGCAACUUUUUUCAUUAGCAUCAUUUUGCUUGAAGGUGACGUAGCAGACAUCACGCAUGCGCUACAGAGACUCACAGAGGCGCCACACGUAGCUUCAUUAUCAACAGCUGUAUCCAGAGCGACGUCGCGAAUAUCCGCCAUGAGUGAACGAAGCUCUGAAGAAUUUCCAAUCCCUGGUCCAUUACUGCACGAAAUACUCAAGGUAUAUAUUGAUAUAUUGAGCUUAUUUCAAGAAAAUGUUAUAGUAGCAGGGUUUGUAUUGAUGAUGAAAAUUUGGGAAGUCGCGGACUCCGAGUAAUUAGUCAUAAAACAAAGUUGGUUUAGGGAGGGGGGAUACGGACCUCAUUCCCCCACCAUCAGACCCGUGGGUAAAAAAAAAAAAACCAAAAUUCCUCCUAAGACAAGACAAAAUUUGCUUAUCUAGAAUAUUUCUUAGCUUUUUUAGGUGCAGUGCAAUGCAAAUUAAAAAUUUUGUGUUUUCUGAAUCAACGUCUGCCCCCCACCAAAAGAAAAAAAACAUUCCUGGAUCCACUCCUGUAGGCGACACGUCGGGUUCGAGACCAGAACCUAGUACUUUGCAGCGAGAGGUCCAUGCUCACAGGCUUAUUGCCUUGGGUAAGGUAUAUCACCCCCCACUGUGCCUUUUCUCUCCUCUUAGGAGUGUUCAUGAGUACAAGCAAACUGUCAAUCCCUUCGCUUUCUUGAUCUCUUUAGUAAUUCUCCUUACUGUCUGCCAUGCAAUUAUUUUGAUGUUGUUCUGUUUUUUUGGUAUUGGAUCAAUUAAUAAAACCCUAAUAGAGAUAUUUUUCUUUCUUCUCGUCACUUGUCUGCUUGAUAUUGUAUUGAUAUAGUAAGGAGAAAUUAUCUCCUGGUGAAGGUAACCUAAGAUGGACCAGCAUCCCAUCAGGGGGGUAGCAACACUUCUAUUCACUUCAUGCUACAAGUAUCAGGUUAAAACCCCAUAGUAAAGGCUCACAAGGUUUAAAAACUCUAAAAGUCUUGGAAAAUGAUGUGGCGGGAUUGUUUUCAUUUUGCCAUCUGGCUUCUUCACCUCCUCGUUUGUUCAUCUGUUAACAAAUUCUUGGGUUGAAAGUCCAAUGAGUAUCCUGAAAUAAGUUGUGGUGUGCCAUAUGUUUUUUUUUUCAACAGCACCUAUUUCCUGAUUCAGACCGAGAUUUAGACGAGUUAGAGACUGAACAACAGGAGCUGAUGUUUAACAAAAUGGAAGGUGGCGAGGAUGCUAAACAGUCACAGGGUCCCCAGGUACUUGAACUGAUUAUCAUCCACUGUCUGAUUACUGUAAAAGUAAACAAAAAUAAGACACAAUUAAUGAGAGAUGAUAUUCAUUCUCUUACAAAUGAGGUGUAACGAAAAAACUCCUCAUUUUUUUUUUCGUUUUCCUUUGCUCAUGACAAAAUUAAUAGCAUAUUACCCAGUUCAAAGACAGAACUAAUAUGUUAUCUCAUGUUUUCUCAGCUUUUUACACUCACGACGCUCUCAAUAUUGCUUACCCAACUGUAAAUGCAAUACGUUUGUUACAUGAGAACCACGUAUAUGGCAACCAGUUUCGAAAAUGUUAAGACACCCUGACAUUAGCUGGCAACAUUUUGUUUGAAUGAAUUAUGUUGCAUAUGGUGAACAGCUUUCUCUUCAUAAUAACACAAUGUAUGUUUCAAUAAUUCUUUUUGCUACUGGUUGUAGCUUUAUGACGAGUUCUCUGUAGCUCAUUUAGUCGAGAGCUGGACCACAAAAUCCAAAGGUACGAUGUUGCGCUUCCUCGAAGGGGAGUGACAUUUUCUUCUAACAGGAUUGCGACAAAUUAUAACAGCUCUCGUUUGAUAUCCUUUUUCUUUUCAUUUUAAGGACAAGUUUCGUGGUUUAAAAACUGCACCUGAAGAUAGUCUUACUUUUUUCCUUGCCGUGUGCGUCUGUAUUGUGUAUCACAGUUAUGGAGGUGAGAAUAUUUGCGCGGAACAUGUUCACAGAUUGUUCUUUGAAAUGGCGACUACUCUUAGUCUACCGAGCCCUUUUCUGUUGAUUGUCGAAAUCCAAAACCAAAGUGUUCACGACGUCCAAUCACAACAAAGGAAUAGAUCAGCAGGAGCCAAUGAGAACUUAAAGCAAAAACACGUUAACUGCCUGAAGCGCGGGAAAACGCGGGUGUUCAAGUUGUGAUUCGCUUUGGUUUUCCAUCUGAUUGAUUGAGAAAAUAGCGCGGGUUUUCUGGACCAAUCACAAUACGAAGAAAAAUAGAACUGAAGCAAUACCAGAUUUUUUUGGACACUCAAUUGAACAUCGCUCUAAAUUACCAAGGAAAUCUUUGUCAAAACACCUGUAAAAAGUCUGUGAGCCAUAAGUAGAAGAAAUUCUUACGAUCAAUGGAUUUAGUGUGUAAUAUAUUAAGUUCCCUACCGGUCAAAAUGACUGCAAUCAAUUCAGUAUUAACCGUUUCACUCCCAAGAUCUGAUUGUUACUUCUCCCCUCUAGCUGAAACACAUUUCCUUGUAAAUAAGUUACGAGAAUUUGGCGUUAGAUCAAGAUAACAACUUCUACCUGAUAAGUUUAAUUAUUCUCAUCACUUGUUUGCUGGAUAAUGUAUGGAUAUUGUAGGGAGAACUUACAGGUUAAUCACUUCCGGGAGUUAAAGAGUUAAGCGGCAUCGUAUGUAGGGUCGGUUAUCAAAGUCCCCAAUUUUUUUCCCCUAAGUUACCACAAUUUUUUACCUGUUUAAAGCGGUCACUUGAGGCGCUACCACCCAAAUAACACUAUCAAUAAUCUUUCAAGUAAACUUUAAUCCAUAUUUAUCUCCCAAAAUCAUUAUUACCAGUAUUUUUGGGCGAGUUUUUGUUAAUUAAGUGGUCAAAAAUGGCGUUUUUUUUUGUUUUAUGAUACUCCUAUUCGGUGGAACCUGUAUAAAGCGGUCACCUCGUCAUUCCCCGUGGAUGACCGCUUCAGACAGGUUCAACUGUAAUAACGUUACAUUUCAGCUGUGCCCAAUUUUUCGAAGGCCGAUAAGCGCUAACCCAGGGUUAUUUUAAUCUUUGUCUUUUUUUGUUCUAAAGCCUUUUAGGGAAAAUUUUCCCUAGUCUUUUUAGAACAUCCAGUGACCAAAUUGCAAGCAAAAAUAUUUCAACUGAAUUUAUUUUAAAGCUUUCAGACCUAGAAUCAAAUUCCACACUAACCCUGGGCUAUCUUGACCCUGCUUUAAACAACCCCGGGCCAGCUGUCCCUUUUUCGUUUACAGGCUUCGUGAGGUUUCUUCAGGCACGAGCAAAUACAGGAUGUUUUAUGUAGUUGAGGAAACUUCUCAGGUACUCUAAGGAAGAUAUGGAAAAUGUCAACGGCCUGCAAAUACAAUCAGGUUGUCUUUGCUUUUGUUCUUUUUAAAGGAUUAAGAGCCGUGGCACAUCUGUGGCAAGAGUUUGUGUUGGAAAUGAGAUACAGAUGGGAAAAUGACAUAUUUAUUCCAAGGUAGGACAGUAAUUAGAAACUGUUCUGUGAUGUAAGGGAAGUCAACAUUUCUCCAACAAUCAUGUGCGCGUGUUUUUGACAUGUUUGAAAUGAGAAAACCGCUGUUAAAAAAAGUUAAGUUCGCGGGCAUCAAUGAAUUUCGGGCCCAACUUAGAGUCACUUCAGCCCGAGCCGCUAGGCGGGGGUUAAAAUGACUCUGGGAUAGGCCCAAAACGUAUAUGUGCCCAAGAACAUAAACUGUAGUACUAUAAUUGUCAAUUCGAAGGGCAUCGAGUCAGUAAAACUGGAGAAAAAUGACAACCGGACAGUCUGAACAAUAGUACGAGCGUGCGAGCGGUUUAAAAUACAUUUCAGUCCGCAAAAUGCACCAACUUGCCCGAAAAAGUAAUAAUAAUGCAAGUUAACUCAUAACUGACUGCAAAUCUUUUAUCAUAUUUUCGUCGAAGAAUAGUGUAGUUUGGUUACCAUGUGUUGAUAUUUUGUUCAAGUAUAGUAAAUCUCUGUUUCCUUCAAUACCGCAACACUGUUUAGGUUAAAACUUCAGUCGCCCAAUCUUGGAAACUGCCUGAUACAUCAAAAGCUACAGGUUUGUUUGUUAAGUAAGGUAGCUUAAUUUGUGCCCCUUUUUGAAAUUGUGCUUUUGUAAGUUUUUAACUGGUUUGGUGUUUACUCAGGCUGAUAGGAUUUCGCCGUCUCGACCCAGCUAGAGAAUGGCAAGUUCCUUUCGACACGACUGACGAUGUUGUUUUCAAAAAGAGCAUAGUUUUACACAAUUUUUUGGCGGCAGAGAGAGCAUUUGCAAAGCUUAAGCUUAAUGAUCCUAGAAGCAAUCAAAUCUCAUUUAAAAGGUAGUAAUUGGUUGUAGACUGCCAUCAUGGCGGGAAAACUGUGCACAGAAGUCAAGGACGGGAAAUGCGCGCGUGUUACCUUACUCGCCGCAUUUGAUUGGUUGAGAAAAGUACAUUUACAUUGAUUGGUCUAAUGAAAGCUGUGCGUGUAUCUUUUAACCAAUCACCGCUCUAUUUACAUGGAAAACCGAAAAGAAGACUUUGUAAAUACUUUUAAAAUUAAAUUGGUAGGGAAAAACUUUAUAAUUUUUCAAGGUUACUGGAAAUCAAGUCAUUCUUUAGUUAUUCCUUGAUCCAGUCCACGUUUCCUUUUUUUAUUUUCAGAUGCUUAACUGCUGCAUUGAAAGAAAAAGACUUUCCAAGAUUCGAGCUGCCAGUCUUCAAUUUUGCGCUAACGUUGGGAAAAACUCUGAGACGGAAAUUAAUAAAAGUGAGGAUUCAAAUUCAGACAAUUUACGAAAAAAAGAUUCGGACACUGCAUCAGAAAGAAUAGAAACGCAAUCGAGCGUCUCGGACGAUGAAGAAUUUUUUGAAGCUGUAGAAAGUCAAGAGGAACCUGACGACGAGAACGAAAGCAAUUCUACCGAAAGGAAACAUAUGGAAAGAACAGAUACAGACUUAGAUAAGGAUACAACUACAAAUGACAAUUUAUCUCCUCGUAAAAGAGAAGGAGCUAAGGAACCAUUUGGUGAAUUAAAACUUCUUGCUUCUGGUGAGCCUUUGCUGGUACCGUUUACCCAGGUAGGUAUUGAAGAUUGAGCAUUUUUUCAGUUGAGUGUCGAAAGUAAUCCGAGAGUGGAAUUCCUUUUUUUUACUUUGUUAUGUGGUUGGUCAAAAAAAUUUAGCGCCAUUUUCUGAAUUGAAAACUGAAACCAAUCACGACUUGGUCGCCCGCGUUUUCCCGCACUUCAUAUAGUUUUCUUGAUCUUGCCUCGAGUUCUCAUUGGUUCCUUAGGAUAUUUUCCUUUCUAUGAUUGGCUGUUUUGAUUGCUUUGGAUGUAGUUUUACGACUCUCAAUCGAAAAACGCUCUAUGCAUGUAGUGAUUAAUUUGUACCUCUCCUCACAAUUUGAAUACUUAGCUAGUUUUUAUCUUGAUGCAACACUGAAUUCUUCUAACUAAUUAAUAAUGAAAUGUGUGGCUGUAAGAAGAAAGAAUUACUAAUUACUAAUCUAAUGUCCUAUUCGAGGAUUCCCAAGCUAUAUUAUAUCGUGUAUUAGUAAGUUAUAAGUAUUUGAAGCUGAUAACGACUUAUUAAAUUUAGUUCUCUCACCAUUCGAUAGAGGUGUGCACAAUUAUUUGAGUAAGCCUGCUAAAAAUGUGUCAAAGAAAAAACUCGUGUAAACAUAUUUUGGGAGGAAUUCUGUCAGAAAUGGGCUUGGUUUCCAGAACUGUUUCCUUGUGGAAAUUGAAGCUGCGCCUCGUGUGCCAACCGAUUUGUUUUUUUUAUUAACACAGUUUGAUGCCUUUUGUGACUUAUUCGCUAAGCAGGCGCACAGCAAAAUGGAAUCUAUUUGUUAAUCCUUUAACUCCUAAGAGUGACUAACAUCUAAUUUCUCCUUACAAUAUCAUCCCUGAAUCUAACAUUGAGGUCAUGAGAAUAAGGAAGAUGAUCACCAACUAAAGAAUCUUUUGAUUGUUGAACAAAUUCUCCUUGUCAUACCCUUAGGAAAUGUCUAGGGAGUGGUAUGGAGAAUAUGCAUACUGAUGUUACGGAGUCAAGGGUUAAGUCGGCAGUGUGCGCACUUAAAUUGGCAACUAGUGUCUUGGAAUGUGAACGAAAUGUGAAAAAUAAUUAAUUAUAAAUAAAAUUAUUUUAUUGAAAUGUUAGCAAGUAAACUUUUUGAAUGUAUUGCCUUUGUGUUUAUUUGUUUUGCUUUUUGUUCACUAUAGUUUUUUUCUUUCUGUUCGGGACUAGGAACCUGCACCAAUGACAGAAGACAUGCUGGAGGAACAAGCCGAAAUUCUUACACAAUUAGGGACCUCCGUGGAGGGGGCUCGUGUUAGGGCUCAAAUGCAGUGUGCAUCUCUGCUCUCUGAUAUGGAGGCCUUUAAGGUGCGUAAUUGUGGGUCCCCCACGGUGUGUUAGAGGUAAAGUACAGGUGAGAGGCAUUUCGAUUAACUGUCGUAAAACCGGAACCAAAAUCAACGCAGCAGCCAAUCAGAGGAAAGGGAAAUAUGAUAAGGAGCCAAUGAGAUCUUAAAACAAGCAAGCACGGGAAAAGGCGAGUGACCUGGUAGCGAUGGGUUUUAGUUUUGAGAAAAUGGCGCGAAUUUUCAGGACCAAUUACGAUGCAACUCAUUGGCCGCGCUCUGGUAAUUGCCUUGUAAAUUGGUCUGUCUCUGGUCUCGUUCUUAGCCGUUCUUUAGAACGUCACGUCCUGCCAUUUGGGUUUUUCCAACGAACUUGUAACUUUAAUUGAAAUAUUUGCUCCACUUGUCUUCGUUCCCAUUGGCGCAGAGAGGCCUUUCUAGUGUGGUCGGUUGAGUGAUGUUGCUUAAUUAUACUUUCUGUAUAUCGAAGAAUACACAAAUUUAGGAGGCAAUACGCUUACACUUAAGGAAGUUAAAGGCUGACGUUUCGAACGUUAGCCCUUCGUCAGAGCGAUUGGGAAGCCCUAGUCGCUGUGAUGAAAGGCUAACGAAGGGCUAACGCUCGAAACGUCAGCCUUUAAACUCCUUAUGGUGGCCAAUUUACGUUAUCAACUCAGUUGUUAACAUUAAAUUACUUGCUAUACUCUCACACCGACGCAGCACCACGGUUUCUUUAGAAACUUACCCCCUUCUAGGAAGUUACCUUCGUUCUUGGACAUAAGAAACUAUUUUAAAGUGUUGCUCUGACUGGUCUAAUCAAUUAAUAUGCUGUGCGCUUUAUUUUUAAGUUUUAGUUUAACUUUUUUUUCUAGGCAGCAAACCCCGGGUGUUUAUUGGAGGAUUUUGUGAGAUGGUACUCUCCAUUUGACUGGAUACCAGGCCCCGAGACGGAGGAAGAGAUAGAAGAGUUAAAGAAACAGAAGAUAAAAAGCGAGGGAGUUAAUGAAGAAUCAAGCGCCACUGCUUCACCAAGCGAGCCGAUAAACAGUGAGCAAAAUCAGAUAUGAUUUUGUGCGUUUUCCGUCGCCGUGAAUGUUAUGCCUUACCCUUUAACUCUCAGAAUGGAUCAACAUGUAACUUCUCCUCACGAUUCCAAUCGGUUUUCUUAUAAACAGGUUAUAAGACUAGAGAAGUUUAUCACCUAGAGGGAUUUAGUUUGAUAUAACGCCAACUUCUUCUGUCUGAGUUGCAUGGAAAUGUAGCAAGUCGGUAGGGAGAUUUACUGGUAGGAUCUUGGAGGAUUUAAGCGAAAACCCACUUUGUGGUUUUCAACGCUGGGUACUCGCGGCUUGUCUCCUUCUCACAUUACCUGACUCUUUGUUUGUUGUCUUUGGUCAGCGGUUAGCAGCGAAGACUCGUUGGAGGAGGGCUGGGACACAGAAGACAUCUUGAUACCAGAUGAGGAUAUUCUUACUGCGGAGACGAGCAACGCAAAGUUGCUUAUGGAUGAAGCGAAAGCUGGAAAUGUGGAAGAGUUACAACCUUGCAAGGUCUGUUUAUCUGUAUCAUACACAAGUGAUAUACCCUCUCUAAAAAUGGCGGCUGGAAAACGAAACCAAAGAAAAAAUUUUGGUGACUUAAUUGGAAGCGAAAGUCGCUAAUUGGGUGUCCUGUGUUGGGCGGUGUAGUUUUCCGAGGGGUAACGUUUUAGUGACUUUGUGUCAAAGGUCUUGACCUAAAGUGGGAUAAACAAUUGCACGAAAAAUUAUCCAUCCUUUUUCGGUCAAAGUAGUUUUCUUCUUUCCUCUUGGUUGUCUAAGUUCUAAGCCUUGAGAUGUUCCGUGAAUCCUUGAAAUUGAUUACAAUCCACACUGCUUACCUCAAAGACAAACAGUGUGGCCAUGAGGUUAGCCUCAUUGUACCUUACGUAAAAUACACAAAAUUUCCUUUUCAUUUUAUUUUUCCUGUUUGGCGCAUUAUAUGCUGUUACUGGCGACCGUUUUACAACUGCAGGUCGCCAAAUGGCGACUUUGAAAGAUAGUACAGCUUGGAGCCCUUAACAGAUAAUUGUUGCAUACCAGAAUUCGAAUUGUUUGUUUGAUAGUUUCCUUCAGCCAAGUGUUGUAUCUGCCGAGAAGUAACCGCCGAUCGAGACCUAAAAUCUAAUUCAGAGUAUCUUCCUCUCCUUUCUCUCUCAUAGUGGCGAGAGGAGGGGCACCUAAGCUUACGCAUGCGUAUUCCGGGCAACAUGUGGGUGGAAGUGUGGCAGAGUGCUCGUCCGGUUCCGGUCCGCAGGCAGAAGCGACUUUUUGAUGAGACAAAGGAAGCUGAAAAGGUAAAAGGACAGUAAAAUGAAGUUCAGAAGCCCAGUGGCCCACAACCGUUGGAGAUUCUCUGAGCUUCAACACCGUGAAAUGACCAGGAAUGUUGUAAUAUUACUCCGUACCAGCCCCUCACAGCCUACCUCCCCUCCCCUCUUUGCACCCCCCUACUUCUCUCAGCCAUUUUGUUAGCUAUCCCUAACAGUUCACUGAAACCCAUUUAUACUCCUGGGUAAAGAAAGACUCUGUGACGUCAAAGUGUCUUGCCUUAGAACACAGCACAAUUACGUAGCUAUGUGUCGAACCCAGACCCCUUGAUUCGAAAUCGAGCGCGUUAUUUAAACCACUGCGUCUCCAACGCGUUACUUUCGUAAUCCAUCAUUAAACAUAAGUUUCUUUGUCUUCACGCUAGGUCCUUCAUUUUCUUGCUGGACUCAAACCCGCCGAGGUUGCCUUUCAGUUGUUUCCAGUUUUGCUUCAUGCAGCAAUUCUUCGUAUCGAGGCAGCAGGUCAGGGAAUGGGACCUAAUCCAGUAAUUUGCGAUAUCUCUGGAAAAUCACUACAAGUCGGUUAAAAACUGAUGAAUAAUUAAGUGCUCACAAGGGGCCGAUUGUUAUUUAUGUGGAGGGUGGAAGAUUCUUUUUUUUUUUCGCGGGAGGGAGGGAAGGGGCUCACGUGAUUUUUAAGGGAACGGAAGGGCAAUCAGUCGUCGGUAACAGACAUUGACUGGCAAUGAAGGGAUCAUUAAAAUAUUACAAAACUUUAGGGGUGAUCAGCUAAAUUUUAAUGUAACACGACCAAAAUCGAAUCGUAUUGGAUAGUGAACCCCCCCCCCCAAAAAAAAUAUUUCUAUCUAAAUUAACUUUGUAUACCAGGUGCACGAGAUAUUCCCGCUGUUUCAUCCCUUCUGGAUGAAGUACUCAGCAAGGCGAGCAAGUUAUCUUGGGAAAUGCCACAUGACCUGCCUCGUUGUGAGGUAAGAGUCCUACUUGUAAAGAAGUCACUCGUCCAGUCGUGUUUUGAAAACUAGAAAUUUCCAAAGACUUUUUAGAUCCCAUUGAAGAUGCGGAUUAAGGGUGUAGAAGAGCUUCAUGAAUUGCAAAGGUAGAACUCGAUGUCUCUGAGACUUGUUAACUGUGACCCAGAGAUAUUUCUGUGCUGGUAGAUCUUUUUUGUUUAGUUGUUUGUUUGUUUGUUUGUUUGUUUGUUUUUGUAUUUAAUCUUUUAUUUCCCAGAGUUGCCUAACACGUUGCUUCUUCCUGCAGUAUCAAUUCGGUGUCGGAAAUCCAGCUGAAAAGUGAUGAGAGUAGUUAAAAUAACCAGCUUGAAGUUAUCAUCGUAAUAAUAAACCUAACUUUCCAAACUCGAUUUACAAGGAAAUAUGUGGCAUCCGGAAGGGAGAAUUACUAAUGGCAAACUUGAAUUAAUUCCAGGAAUUUGUCAAACAGCUGCAGUUAUCAGAACUCGCCAUCGCUCGUGCCCACUCCCUGCGAUUUAAAUUUCGUGACGCGCUCUCGGAACAAGGAAGGGAUCAUGGAGACAAGGACGUGGAACAGUUCCUUUCGGCUCUGACAGAAAAACCUGAGGUAGCUGUGAUUGGCGCAGGAAGAGGCCCUGCUGGAAGAGUUAUUCACAGACUGUUCGCUAAACAAGAGGUAUUAGACUAGUUAGACUAAAGUAAAAUGUCUAUAAUUUACGCUCUUAAGGUUUUUUAAAUGUUUGCAGAUGAAAGUAACUGUUCUUUUGUCUUUUGCAGAGCGCGAGAAUGCAGUUUGCUGUGGACGAAGACACCUCUUCAGAUCUCUCGGUGAGUUCAUACAACAAAGCCAAAAUAGUAUUUUUCCUCAAUUUAAUCACACUUUAGGGGGCCAAAAUUUACCAUGAGGAUUAAUUUUUUCAACUACAACCUAAUCAGUCUGAUUUCCAGCUCAAAACGCGGGUUGCAAACUCUUUGCUUGUGCGGCUUCACAUCAACUAGCCCAUGUGUAAUUCCUAACCGUGUGCCCGCAGUGCGCUGUACCCAGGCUAAGUAUACGAGCAUGCGCUCCUCAUCACUUUGUGCCUUAGCUUCUUAAGGCACACAAGUGAGUGUUUUUCCAUCUUACCGAACUAAUAUUUAUUUUUAUUUUCAAUCCGUUUCAAUCCUCUUCAUCCUUAUUCGCCCUUUUUCCUUUAUAAUGUAUUAUCACCUCUCCUGUGUUUUUUUAUGUGACCAAAGUAAUCUUUUAUAGUCGUUCUCAAUCUUUGUUAAUCUUCUCAAUCUUUCAUCAUCGCCACUUCUUUCUCGUUUACCCUGUCCCUUUUCUUAUUUUGCCAUCUUGCCAAGCUAAUAUAUUUUAGCUUCCAUCACGUUUAAGAUAAGUUUUCGUGUCCAGAAAACGACGUCGAAUAUUUUUAUGUAGUUUGAUUACGCCACUCUGUUUCCUCAUUUUCACUUCAUCUCUGUCAACAGCGGCAACCAGCUACACAUGCUCAAGAUUUCCCACCCCCCACUGGUCGAGAGUACAUUUUGAGAACAACAGUGCCCCGUCCCCGCCCCUCGUCGCGUCCUUGUCCUCAAAGAAUGUACUGUGUGCUGACCGAUGAUGAUUUUAGACUUGCGGGCGCAUUUACUGACGACGUCAUUUUUCAAUGACGAAGAAUAAUCACAAUUUGAAAUCAACGAGAAAUUGUGCUUCCUUUAAAUCUACUUUGUGAGAAUGACCACAGAUUUUUGUGAACCACAGACGGUACGCUCUCAUUUGCUUGAGGGCACCGAUCAAGAUAUGAAUUCCUUAACUGAUCUGUAAUAUGUUCUUUGGAUGUUAAAUAGGAGAAUGUAAACAUACAUCAGAACAUCAUACCUACCCUCUAUGACAACUCAACCUUUUUCUGAAUUAAUUUGUCCGAAGUUUUCUCCCGGUUGUGAUGGAAAUUAUUUAUAUGGAUGAAACCUAGUAAGUAGCACUUUCAUGUCGCUCUCAGUUGCUAUGCUGUGCAAGGUGGUUCUAAUUCUUAAUUUUGUGGAUGAGAUCCCAGUGUCACCACCCGUUUGACAGCUUCUAAUUAACUUAAACUUAAAGGUUUGUACUUGGUAAAUUUUCCACAAUGGCCUGAAUAUUUCAAUCUGUUUAAGGUAGGUUUUGAUUCAUUUAGUGAACUUGCCCCCAAAUAAGAUUUAACAAUUUUUACAGCAAGGACCUUCCUGGUGAGAAGAAAUCAUUAGAUAUUUUAUUGAGAGACAAUUUUAAAUACAACAGCAAAAAGAGUUUAAAAGGUUAGUGAGAUUGUUUUGUGUUUCCAUCUCGAUUUCUAACUCUGCUGCUACAGAUAGCACAUUAACAAAAUUUACAGCGGUUACGACUCUUUGAGUUGCAUCAGCUGAUUUCUUUGAUCUUUGCAAAGAUAAUUUAUUCCUGACGGGUGAUUUUCGGGAACUCGUGCGCGUGUUACUACUGCGGCAGAAGCGGGUGGGAACUCCCGCGCGUGUUCCUGUGGCACAAGCGGGCGAAAACUCGUGUGUUUGUUAUUGCGGCACCAGCAGGCGAGAACUCGUCCGCGUGUUACUGCGGCACAAGCGGGCGGGAACUCGUGCGCUUGUUACUGCGGCACAAGCGUGUGAUGGUACGAUUGCUAUGAACUGGCUGGUGAAUGGCGAGCAUAGGAAAACAUACAGCUCUUUAUUAGCGCCAGGAGACUUUAGAGUAGUGGAGAAUGCAUUCCAGCAUUCUUAGAAUUUCUCACUCACAGCAUGAUGUUCCAAUUGGAGAGUUUUCUCAAUGGAGGCGCCCUUAGCUUAGCCGGCCUUACUUAGACAAAAUGCGCUGUCUUUUAUACAAUUUGCUGCUCUUUUUAUCGGUUCAUUAGCUUAACAACCU
Molecule: messenger RNA, 22338 nt
Organism: Pocillopora meandrina
Lineage: Eukaryota; Metazoa; Cnidaria; Anthozoa; Scleractinia; Pocilloporidae
Source: the annotation of a GenBank genome assembly